Messenger RNA from Malus domestica (apple), 303 nucleotides. RefSeq lists its product as uncharacterized. NCBI's taxonomy places the organism in Eukaryota, Viridiplantae, Streptophyta, Magnoliopsida, Rosales, Rosaceae. The record is from RefSeq and is a predicted model, not a curated record.
AUGAAGGUCCGGGUGGUGUGUUGGAAAGUGUAUGAUUACAUUUGUUAUGAUCUAAAAGAGAUUGCAUUUCCAUCUUCGCUGCCAGACCCUCCUCAUAUCAAGAAGCAGCAUCAGCUCACCAUGCGGGAGUGGUUUUUGGUGUUGAAUGAGGCUUCUAGGCUUUAUGCUGCCAACUGGGUGCAGGAUGUUGGUCCUGAACUGCGACCUAAUGAUUAUAAGAAUAAAGAAAGUGAAGAUGAACCUGGUGGAGCACAGAGAACGGCUAAAGAGAAAGAACCCUCAACCUUAGAGGAUCUUGCCUGA